AUGUAUAUAUCCCCUCUUGUAGGAAGUACUGAUGCAUGAGUGAGGGAAAAGACUUUUAUUUUAAAAUCAUCCACCAUGUUCAAAUUGUGCUGAAGAUUCAUGCUGUCACUGAGGGCAGGAGAAAUUGUUCUUAUUAAUUCUGAUCAAGGUCAAUGACUUAUCAACGAUGAAUGUAAAAGCAGGCAGUACUUUAAUAUUCGGGUCUCUGCGUCCGUGUUAUACACACGCUCGUCUGUCUUUAACAAGUUCCUGUCGAGGUCAUGGACGAAGCGCGAGCCAAGCUCCCAAACAAGCCGAACGAGCAGAGAGGACUGGAUUCAGUCCAGCAGCAACAUCAAAACAUGACUGGAUCGGUCCCCCAGACAGACUGUCAAACCUGCGGCCGAUCAUAUAUCACAUCCCAGAGAAUGAGACCCCGCAGGAGAGGAAGCUGAGGCGUCUGAGACAGGACACUGAAGACUGGAACCACGAGUUCUGGACCAACCAAAACUUCACAUUUAGCAAGGAAAAGGAAGAAUAUGUGAGAUCACAACUGUCAGCUAAAGGGUUGUCAGAGAGAGAUGAGGACGGAAGGAAAAGGACUUUAAGCAUCGAGGAAAUGGCAGUAUUUUACAAACACUUUUUAGACAAAAACAUUGGAAGACAUGCCAGUUAUAACAGGGAAUGGUAUAGACGGAACUUCACCAUUACACUUCUGAUGGCGAAGGUAGCUCUAGACAACACAUGGAGGACACUGACUGGACAGACGAGGGGAACCGGACGGGAGCAGGGCAAAACUACAUGAAAUAAAAAUAAAGACACUGCUGAUUUGGUAUUGUCUCAAUGUGGAAGUGAAAGCACUGAAGUUCAGAGCAAAGAUUGCAGCAAAAUCUGCAACUGUUGUGAAAUACUGAAGAUGCUUGUGUGCCUGUGUUUGUAAAUAUGAGAGUGUAUGCAGCUCAGCACGCUAGAUUUUCCAUUCUCAAUUUUCGACGGAGAAGCUGUCAGUUUUUAUAAUCCGAGUCUGAUAACCCUUCAAAACCUGAUAGUAACUGCAGCUACACGUGGAGUGGAAAUAUGUGCGGUUCUGUAAAAGCCUUAAAAAAGCUACAGCCACGUUUUAAAGCGAUAAAGCACCCAAAACUGAACAUUUCAUUAACAUUUACUCACCCUCAUGCUAUUAAAAAACUCUGCCUUUUUUGCA
Carassius gibelio (silver crucian carp) is the source of this 1183-nucleotide messenger RNA. RefSeq names its product cytochrome c oxidase assembly factor 8. The record is from RefSeq and is a predicted model, not a curated record. Gene Ontology annotation, biological process: intrinsic apoptotic signaling pathway. The coding region runs from base 167 to 784 and encodes 205 amino acids. Gene Ontology annotation, cellular component: mitochondrion. Lineage: Eukaryota; Metazoa; Chordata; Actinopteri; Cypriniformes; Cyprinidae. The transcript has 5 exons.